This is a messenger RNA of Bursaphelenchus okinawaensis, 2595 nucleotides long. Lineage: Eukaryota; Metazoa; Nematoda; Chromadorea; Rhabditida; Aphelenchoididae. The record is from the annotation of a GenBank genome assembly.
AUGAAGUGUAAAGCCUUGUUGUGUAUUGCUUGGGCACAUCUUGUCUACAAAGUGGUAUCACAGUCGGAUCUUCACUUUAAUAUCUCCGAGUCGGCUCCAGUAGGAUCAGUUAUCGGUUAUGUCUGGGACCAAAAGUACGACCAUGAGAACAAGUUCUACACCAUAUUCCCCAACGAGCAAAGUCAGGCAGAUAAGGCAAGUUGCGGUUGUUAUUACACUUUUGAGUGUUAUCGUGGGAUAGUAAGUGCGCUUCUCUGUCGUUAAUUUAAUUUACACGCCUUGCUAAGAUUUACCGCGCCAGUAAAAAGCUGGUUCCGGUCCCUUGAUUAAAACAUCGUUUGGCCGAGACUUCUUGAACGGAAACUGUACCGCCUCGGGGCAAAACUCGUUUUCAUAUGUAAUUUUGGGCUUCUGAAGUCCUGAAAGGCCACGGAACAAAAUCAAGUUAUGGCCGUGAAUUGGACAGAGAUUAUUCUCGGGAGUAAUCGAGAUGCCAUAUGUGUCAUACCAAGCCAAGUGAAGUGACGCGGAAACAUAAUCAAUAAUAUUAUAUUAUUCACGUAAUGCACGGCGCGUUAAUUACUGUAAAUACAUAGAAUAAAUGACAUUCACAGCCCAUUACACAUUCAUUGUCAUCAACAUUGUCAUAAAAGGCUUUACAGCUCAUAGCGGUCGAUGAAAAGACAGGCGAAGUGAUCACAAUACGACCGUUGGACCACGAACAGGAGACCGAGCUUGUGGUACUAUGUAUUCCGAACGACGGGUCCCCAUCCAGGAAGGUCAUUGUCACCGUACUUGAUGAGAAUGACAAUGCACCGACGUUUGCUGUUGGUUCAGUUGCUGUAAGUUGUACAACACUAUUUAUCUAAAUCAAGAUCAGUCUAAUGACUAAACCUAAAUUUUAGCUGGAGGUACCAGAAUAUGCUCAGAUUGGUGCAGAAUUUGCACUACCGUAUGCUGAUGACAUCGAUUCUCCUCCAAAUGACAUUCAGAAGUACAGAAUCAUCGCUGGCAAUGUUAACAAUGCCUUUCGGCUGAAGGAGAAGAAAAUAGAUGACAAGAUCUACAUCGACUUAGUAGUAAACGGUCCGUUGGACAGAGAGUAUAGAGAACGUUACAGUUUACUUCUAGAGGCUGUAGAUGGUGGUAGUCCUCCAAGGUAAUUAAAAAAAUUAUUUUGUUGGGUUUGCUGUACAUAUGUCAGGAGCUUAAAUUAGUGUUUACUUGGAGUUAUAAUAAACUAAAAAUUAUAAGCUUUAUUGUAGGACUUCAAACAUGUCGGUACAUGUUCAUAUACUUGACGCUAACGACAACGCCCCUGUCUUUGACCAGGUCAAGUACAACGUCAAGAUACCAGGCAACGUGUCGUUAGGAUACCAUGUGAUUACGGUAAAAGCUCAAGACGCUGAUGAAGGAGAAAACGCCAGAAUCUCUUAUCAGCUUCAAAACGUAAGAUUAUUUUUAAAAUUUUCUUUAAAUUUAAACUUUUUUAAAUUUUAAUAAUUUCAGGCCGCUUUCAAAGGAACCAUCUACUUCAGAAUCGACUCCGAAACCGGGAUCGUGACCACAACCUCAUCUCCACUGCCUUCCGACCAUGUCUUCACCAUGGUAGUAACUGCCUUCGACCACGGAAUACCUCAAUCACUUGAAGCCAUCGCAUACCUCACUAUAAGUGUUAUUGAAGCCAAUCCCCUACACAACGUGCUACACAUCGACUGGCUCACAGAAGACAAUCGACCCUAUCUGAUGGAGAAUCUGACCAUCGGCUUCGUUGUAGCUCGGGUUUCUGUCAGCGACGUACCCGACCAGUCACAGUUGUCAUUGUCAAGCACGGCGGCGUUGUGUUUGAAGCAAACGGAUCUGUCACAGGUAUACCUGAUGUUGAUUUGCGGAGAACUGGACCGUGAGAAAGAAUCUGAAUACAAGAUUCUGUUCACGAUGACAUCGUACGAUGGGAAAGUCAUCUUUGAGCAUCCGGUUCACGUUGAAGUCGGGGAUGUUAACGAUAAUGCUCCUGAGUGGCCUGAAGCUCCCUACAGAUUCGUGUUUAAUCGUAGCGAUGACGCUGGACAACAAGCCUCCAGAAGACUGAUAGCCGUGGACAAAGAUUAUGGGAAGAACGCUUUGUUGCAUUAUGUUCUGGAAGGGACCGAGCUAUUCAGGAUUCAUCCGGAGAACGGAGUCUUGUUCUCGAAUAGUCCGGUAAUAUUUGCUUGUGAUAUUUUUUUAAAAAAUAUCGAAUUUACGGUGUGAAUUAUGUAAUAAAUACAAGUUUAAUUUUUUAACAAUGUAACUAUCCUAAACACUAACAAUUACAGUAACAACCUAAUCUAUUACUUAUAUGAUAUGUUUUGGUUACAGAUUAACUGCUCGGUUGGCAACCACAUCCGUUUCCGGGUGGUGGCUUCAGAUGCUGGUCAUCCUCAACAUUCGACAAGUGCAGAUGUCCUUGUGGACAUUGUGGACAACGACGCUGAGCCGCCUUUGUUCGAGAAGGCGCUCUACGAAGUGACAGUUCCCGAAGACGUUGAUGUUGGAAGCUGCAUCGUGCAGGUCAGUGGGGGUCCGUCGGGAAUAACGAAAACAAAACAUUGA